CCGGAUUCACGCUAGACGAACGGAAGCCUAGAGUUGUUUACCCCGGUUUCAGGGUUAUCUACUACUACAGAGAAAAUGGUACCAGCAAGGAAGAGUAGACGGCAGAGCAAGCCACCAGCAAAGUUGCAAGACUUUGUAUAUGAAGAUGGUCGAGAGAAAGAGAAAGGUGUUACCACUCCAGAGAAGAAAAGGGUUGAAGGUAGCACCAAACAUACACAACACAACAAAAAACAAACCCCAAACAAACCCCAAAUUCCAGAUUCACAAGAGCCAAGGAGAAGUGGAAGAACACCAAAAUUGAGUGAAAAAUUAAAAAGUUACUUAAAUGACAAAGGUGAUGCCAAGACAGAAGUUGAGUCAACUGCAAAGAAGCAGUCCAAGAAGGCCUUAACAUCUCAUGGCACUCCAACAGAUUCCAUUCAUCUUAAAGAACCACAAGUAACAUUGAGAAAACUGCCUGUCUCCUCAGGAGUCAAAAAUCUGAAGCCUCACACAAAGAGUCAAAACUUGCUGAGAAAUAAGAGUCCACGUUUACCUUCCACUCCUGAGAGAAAUGUGAAAGGGAACGAGAGGCAGGCUUCAAGCAAGAGGAAGAAAAUGACUAAGAGAAAGUUGUCAGAAAUGGAAGGCAUUGAGAUGAGGGCCAAGCCUUCACCCAGCAACCCCCAAAGGCCCAUCUCAAAAACAAAGAAAACCAGAGUGUCAACAAAUGGGAGCUGUGAAAGACUGGCAAGUGAAAGUGAUGAGUCUCAGGAGAAAGAUGAGGAAGAGGAGGCACAAGAAGAUGAAGAUCGAGAAGAAGGAAGACUAGAAGAAAGAAGAAGCAUUGAUUCUGUGAGGCAAAUCAACAAAGACAUGAUGACACAACUUCUGAAUUUCGGCGCUGAGAUUGCUGAAGCCAUGGCCAGUAGCAAUGAGAAGUUACUUGAAGUGAUCAACAAAGAAAACAACUUGCAUAACUCUCUGCAUACAUUCAAGAUUGAGGGAGAUGAUGAUUUUGAUGAGGAGGAGGCUGAUAAGAUUCUAGACUGGCUGGAAAAAGAGGAACUGCAACGAGGAGCAUAUCGGAAAAAGAUUAUAGACUCCAUGCGGGCCUCACAUGAAUCUAACAUGACACUCUUUAACCAACUUCUAAAAAAGCUUCAGUCUUUAUCUUCAUCCCUGAGAUGUUGAUGGAACCCAAAUUUUAUUUUAUUAUUUUUUUCCUUUUCUCGAGGGUGUGAAGUUGUGUUUAUAAGUAUAGGUGUUUUUUUUAUUGUAAUAUACUAUAUCUUUCCUAUUAUUUGAUCACUGGAUGAAGAAGUAGUGUGUUUUAUUUAAAACAUUUUUUCCUUUGCUAUUAGUUGAUCAAAGAAUAGAAAUUAUUUAAUAAUUCUCUUAUUUCAUUGUUAUUUUUUAUUUCGUAAUUAUCUUAUUUUAUGAAAAAUAAUUUCUAGUCUCACAGAAUUCUAUAAGCAAUAAUUAAAAUUUCGUUUUUGUUGAAAUACAGAGAAGUACAAAUA
Molecule: messenger RNA, 1502 nt
Organism: Penaeus monodon (black tiger shrimp)
Lineage: Eukaryota; Metazoa; Arthropoda; Malacostraca; Decapoda; Penaeidae
Product: transcription initiation factor TFIID subunit 11-like
Exons: 6
Coding region: 76-1173 (365 amino acids)
Source: RefSeq, a predicted model, not a curated record